GUGACGGGGGCGGUGGCGGUGCCCAUUGUGCGCGGGGCGGGGGCGUCGCGGCCCCGUCACCACUUCCCCGGGCCGGAGGAAGCGGGAAGCGGCCGCUCCCGGCUCAGAGGGGCCGCGAUGGGGAACCUGCCGGGGGUCCUGCCCGGGGCCCCCCGCGCCUGCCCCGGCCUCGGCCUCUGCUCGCGCCCGCGCGGCCCCGCGCCCGAGGACCCUCCUGUCACCGCUGCCAUCGCCGCUGUCACCGAGCCCCCCGGCCCGGCGCCCGCUCACCCGGCAGAGCCCCCGCGCUUCGCCCGCCUGAAGAACUGGGAGACGGGGAGCAUCAGCUACGACACGCUCUGCGCCACCGCGGGGCAGGAGCUGCCCUGCUCGGGGCAGCGCUGCCUGGGGUCCCUGGUGCUGCCGCGGCCGCUGCCCAGCCCGACCCCCGAGGGGAUGCGACCCCCCGAGGAGCUGCUGGAGCUGGCCCGGGACUUCAUCACCCAGUACUACGUGUCCCUGCGGCGGGAGAACUCCCCGGCACACACGCAGCGGCUGCGGGAGGUGGCUGCGGAGAUCGAGGCCUCGGGCUCGUACCGGCUGCGGGAGCCCGAGCUGGCCUUCGGGGCCAAGCAGGCGUGGCGGAACGCGGCUCGCUGCGUCGGCCGCAUCCAGUGGAACAAGCUCCAGGUGUUCGACGCCCGGGACUGCGCAGGGGUGGGGGAGAUGUUCAGCCUCCUCUGCUCCCACAUCCAGUUCGCCACCAACCGCGGCAACAUCCGGUCUGCCAUCACCAUCUUCCCGCCGCGGGCACCGGGACGGGGUGAUUUCCGCAUCUGGAACCCGCAGCUGAUCCGCUACGCCGGGUACCGGCAGCCCGACGGCUCCGUGAGGGGCGACCCCGCCAACGUGGACAUCACCGAGCUCUGCAUCCAGCACGGCUGGACCCCCGGGGGGGGCCGCUUCGACGUGCUGCCGCUGCUGCUGCAGGGCCCCGACGAGUCCCCCGAGCUCUUCCCGCUCCCCCCGGAGCUGGUCCUCGAGGUGCCGCUCCAGCACCCCACGCUGGAGUGGUUCUCGGAGCUGGGGCUGCGCUGGCACGCGCUGCCAGCCGUGGCCAACCUGCUGCUGGAGAUCGGGGGGCUCGAGUUCCCCGCGGCCCCGUUCAACAGCUGGUACAUGGGCACCGAGAUCGGCUCCCGCAACCUCUGCGACCGCCACCGCUACAACGUGCUGCCCGAGGUGGCCCAGCGCAUGGGGCUGGACACGGGGACCAGCUCUUCCCUCUGGAAGGACCGGGCGGCCGUGGAGGUGAACGUGGCCGUGCUGCACAGCUUCCAGGUGGCCCAGGUGACCAUCGUGGACCACCAUGCGGCCACCGAGUCGUUCGUGAAGCACCUGGCAGCGGAGGGGCAGGCACGGGGGGGGUGUCCCGCGGACUGGGCCUGGAUCGUGCCCCCCCUCUCGGGCAGCCUCACCCCCGUCUUCCACCAGGAGAUGGUCAACUACCAGCUGCGGCCUACCUUCCGCUACCAGCCCGAUGCCUGGAAGGUUUACGUGUCCAAAGGCACCACCGUCACACGGAGAAAGACCUUCAAGGAAGUGGCCAAUGCCGUCAAGAUCUCGGCCAAGCUGAUGGGACAGGUGAUGGCGCGGAGGGUGAAGGCCACCAUCCUCUACGCCACCGAGACCGGGAAAUCCCGGACUUACGCUUGGAAUCUGUGCCAGCUCUUCCGACGAGCCUUUGAUCCCAAGGUGCUGUGCAUGGACGAGUAUGACGUGGUGGCCCUGGAGCACGAGACCCUGGUCCUGGUGGUCACCAGCACGUUUGGGAACGGGGACCCUCCGGAAUGUGCUGAGAGCUUCUCCAAGGCACUGAUGGAGAUGACAUCGCCGUACACCGGCACCUCCCAGGCGGAGCCGCCCAUGAGCUACAAGCUGCGGUUCAACAGUGUCUCCCAGUCCGACCAGCUCGUGGCCUCCUGGAAGAAGAAGCGUCGGCAGCUGAGCAACACGGACAGCGCCGGGACGCUGGGAGCGCUGCGGUUCGCGGUGUUCGGGUUGGGGUCCCGGGCGUACCCCCAUUUCUGCGCCUUCGCACGGGCCGUGGACACACGGCUGGAGGAGCUGGGGGGGGAGCGGGUGCUGCCCCUGGGCGAGGGCGACGAGCUGUGUGCCCAGGAGGAGUCGUUCCGCACCUGGGCACGCCAGGUGUUCCAGGCUGCCUGUGAGACCUUCUGUGUGGGGGACGGGCCGGGGGGGGCCGAGGAGCUGUUUGCCCCCCCGCAGGGCUGGAAGCGCCAGAGGCACCGGCUGGUGCCGCAGCCCCAGGCCACCGAGACCCUGGCUGGUCUGUCCCACCUGCACAAGCGCCGGGUGUUCCCCUGCUCGGUGCUGUCUGUGGAGAACCUGCAGAGUGAGGAGUCCAGGUGAGACCCCCGGACAGUGACACCCAUCUCGGCCCCCCC
This is a messenger RNA of Pipra filicauda (Wire-tailed manakin), 2447 nucleotides long. Its product is annotated as nitric oxide synthase, endothelial. Gene Ontology annotation, biological process: nitric oxide biosynthetic process. The record is from RefSeq and is a predicted model, not a curated record. Gene Ontology annotation, molecular function: nitric-oxide synthase activity; FMN binding. Lineage: Eukaryota; Metazoa; Chordata; Aves; Passeriformes; Pipridae. The transcript is spliced from 18 exons. The coding region runs from base 118 to 2412 and encodes 764 amino acids.